UGAUGUGGCCGAUCGUAACUGGGGACGAGAACGAGGAAGAGGCCCAGGGCAGGGCAGGCCGCCACCCUCGAUUGGUCUCUGGGAGGGACUAACUGUUGCGCAGUCACCAUCAUGGCCUCUUUUGCCUGCCCGACCUUGCGAGCAGCUAGCCUGGGUCACUCCUCCCUACGAAGGAGGCUGAUGCUGCUCAGCCGUCCUGCUGCCGAACCCUUCGGCCCCCGCUCCAGCAGCAGGCGGUCGCGGAACGUCGCUUUCUCCACCACCGCCGCCGCCGCCGGCAUGCAGCCCCGCAUAAGCUUUUCUCCCGCCGGCCGGAGCCUCUUCGACCAGCCGCUGGCCAUCUUAGUCGAAGGGCUCCGGCCGCAACAAGAAGUCACCUUGCGGUUGUCACUGGAAGACGAAACCGCGCAGCGCUUCGAAUCCCGCGCCCUCUACCGGGCGGACAGCGGCGGGCAGCUGGACCUGAGCCGCUCGCCGGCCUUGGAGGGAGAGGGCGGCAGCUUCGCGGGCCUUGAGCCCAUGGGGCUGCUGUGGGCGCUGAGGCCACAGAAGCCCUUGAGGCGCCUGGUGAAACGCGACGUGCAGCGCCCCUUCCGCCUGGAGCUGGAAGUGCUGGAAGGUCACGGCGAGCCCAGCCGUGUCCUGGCCAAGGGCGCCCAUGAGCGGAGCUUUCUGCGGGACGGCGCCAAGAGGAUCCCGGUGCGGGAGGGGAGGAUUCGGGCCACGCUCUUUUUGCCCCCGGGUGAUGGCCCCUUUCCUGGAAUAAUUGAUAUUUAUGGAACUGGAGGAGGACUUCCUGAAUAUCGAGCAUGUCUGAUGGCCAAUUAUGGCUUUGCUAUGUUAGCAUUGGCCUAUUAUGGAUAUGAAGAUCUCCCCAAGGAAAUGAAGGAAUUUCAUCUGGAAUAUUUUGAGGAAGCUGUAAAUUACAUGUUAAAGCAUCCAAAGGUUAAAGGUCCCGGAAUUGGGCUGCUUGGACACUCCAAAGGGGGUGAUUUGUGUAUCUCCAUGGCCUCUUUCUUAAAAGGUAUCACUGUGACAGUCACAAUUAAUGGUUCCAUAGCCAAUGUUGGUGCAACACUUCUCUAUAAGGAUAUCACAAUUCCACCCCUUGGCUUAGAUAUGAAGCGGAUCAAAAUGGACAAGUCUGGAUAUGCUGACAUUAUUGAUGUUCUGAACAACCCACUUGAGGGCCCUGACCGCCAAAGUUUGAUCCCACUGGAGAAGGCUGAUGGACGCUUUCUUUUCAUUGUGAGCAAGGAUGAUCGUAACUGGAAGAGUGAAUUCUUUGCUGUGGAAGCCUCCAAGCUUUUGCAAACUCAUGGGAAAGAAAAACCCGAGAUAAUUUGCUAUCCUGGAGCUGGACACUAUAUUGAACCUCCAUAUAUGCCAAUGUGUCCAGCUUCAAUGCAUCUCUUAGUGGGUCAUCCAGUAACCUGGGGAGGUGAGCCCAAGGCUCAUGCUGCAGCACAGGUGGAUGCUUGGCAGCAGAUCCAAAACUUCUUCCACAAAAACCUCAGUGAACAAGGUGAAAAAUGCAGCAAACUCUGAGACCCUUGUUUAUGAGAUGUGUUUAGCCAAAUAAGUAAGGCUCCUGUUUUCCGCAUCUGAUUUGCUAAAUAAAAUGUUGAGAGAGUAAAAAGAAAACUUUUCAGUUGACUGUUAUCUGCACAUAUAUUUUCAUAUGAGGGGAGACUCUCAAGCGAUGUGGCCAGUAUUGUUGUUCUCUAAAUAUUAUGCCUUAGCUCAUUGUUCAUAUUGUUGUUUUAUAGACUGGGGGCUGGAUAAAGAUGAUAGCUGCAUGCA
Messenger RNA from Hemicordylus capensis (graceful crag lizard), 1803 nucleotides. RefSeq names its product acyl-coenzyme A thioesterase 1-like. Gene Ontology annotation, biological process: acyl-CoA metabolic process; fatty acid metabolic process. The transcript is spliced from 3 exons. The record is from RefSeq and is a predicted model, not a curated record. Gene Ontology annotation, molecular function: fatty acyl-CoA hydrolase activity. Lineage: Eukaryota; Metazoa; Chordata; Lepidosauria; Squamata; Cordylidae. Bases 112 to 1548 code for a protein of 478 amino acids.